Hippocampus zosterae (dwarf seahorse) is the source of this 3046-nucleotide messenger RNA. RefSeq names its product gap junction delta-2 protein. The record is from RefSeq and is a predicted model, not a curated record. Gene Ontology annotation, biological process: cell communication. The transcript has a single exon. Bases 966 to 2060 code for a protein of 364 amino acids. NCBI's taxonomy places the organism in Eukaryota, Metazoa, Chordata, Actinopteri, Syngnathiformes, Syngnathidae. Gene Ontology annotation, cellular component: connexin complex.
AACAACACCUUUGUGGGCCGAAGGCCCACCUUACCAGCCUUCCGCAGGAACUAGCUGAUGAGCCGCCCGGAGGGCGGCGAACCAGCUAGUUGAGUAUAAAAGGAAGGGUGAUGUACCGCAGUGGUAAAAAAUGCCCAUGUCCAGCUUUUAUGGAAUGUGUUGCAGACAUGAAACUCAAAAUGAGAAAUAUUUGCAAAAAACAACAUUCAAAUGCAGUAUAUGAGUUGGAUUAUUGAGUAUCUGGUCUUUGUUGUGUAUUCAAUUGAAUAUAGGUUGAAAAGGAUUUUAAAAUCAUUGUAUUCUGUUUUCAUUUCAAUUUUAGACAAUGUCCCAAAUUUAUUGGAAUUGGGUUUGUAUUUAUAUAAAACUGAAUGUGAAAAAAACCUACAGUAUUAAAUUACCAGUGAAGAAUUCAAAUUCAAUGGUAUAAUACAGAUUCUGUUUUUAAAAGUUAAGAUUCAAAUGAAACCAUGCUCAUUCAAUUCGUGUAUCUUAGAUUCAGUUUUUUAAUGCAAUCUCCACUCAACUGUAACUUUUCAAAUUCAAUUAUAAACGAUUCAGAUUCAGUUUCUGGUGUCACAUAUUUUAGCCCAUAACGAUUGUACAUACAGCACAUUUCAGGUUAAAUAAUGUAACUUGAUGAGGGCAAUUAAAACCAAAAAACACAGAAACAAAAGGUUAUGAAAACUCCAAUAUGAAGUUUUAUUUUUAAAGAAUUAAACAACAACCAUAUACUUCACACUCCACAUAUCAAUAAAAUAAAAAUGGACAAUACCUAGGGAAGUAAUUUAUGGAUCAUGUAGUAGAAACAAAUUAGACAAGAACAUAUCUGAUGUACUUCCACAGUGGUGUAGUGUAGAGUCAAUACAAUAUAUUUUUAGGAACAAAAGCAGACAGUGUUAAGAUGUUUUACGCUUUUGUUCCUUUGUUUUUUUUUAAUAUUUUUUUUUUACUAAGGUCAAGUCAUGGGCGACUGGUCCAUUCUUGGGCGUUUUCUGUCGGAGGUCCAGAAUCAUUCUACAGUGAUAGGCAAGAUCUGGCUCACUAUGCUGCUCAUUUUCCGCAUCCUGCUGGUAGCCUUGGUGGGAGAUGCCGUCUACAACGAUGAGCAGUCCAAAUUCACCUGCAAUACCCAGCAGCCUGGAUGCAACAAUGUCUGUUACGACACAUUUGCACCUGUGUCCCAUCUGAGGUUCUGGGUUUUUCAAAUUGUGCUGGUCUCCACUCCGUCGAUAUUCUACAUCGUAUUUGUUUUGCAUAAAAUUGCAAAAGAUGAGAAGCUGGAUGGACAACGGGGGCAGGUGUUAAGGCAAAGGUCUUCAAGGCAAGGUGCUGACCAAAAGGACGGCAAGGAGGCGAUGAGGGUGGGUGUGCCGACUUACUGUCCUCAUUUCAGGGAUGAUUGGGAUGAGAGCGAAAGAGUGCAACAAAGCUUCCUGGAGGAGGGUCGUGGUGCACUUGCAGAAGAUCCCACCGAACAAUCUCAGCAGGUUCUACUCAUCUACAUUCUUCACGUGUUACUUCGAUCCAUCAUGGAAAUCACAUUCCUAGUGGGCCAGUAUUUGUUAUUUGGCUUUGAGGUUCCUCACCUCUUCCGUUGCGAGACCUACCCCUGCCCAACUCGCACAGACUGUUUUGUGUCCCGUGCCACUGAGAAAACCAUUUUUCUCAACUUUAUGUUUAGCAUCAGCCUGGGCUGCUUUGUGCUCAACAUUGCAGAGCUUCACUACCUGGGCUGGGUCUACAUUAUCCGUGUCCUCUGCUCAGCCUGCUCCAACUGUUGCAGUCAGGAGAAGGAUCCGGAUAAACUGUACUCCAAGCAAAAUCCCCUAUUGCUUCAACUCAGGCAUUCUCUGAGAGGUCAGCUGGUUCUACAGACCAGAUCGGCCAUGGCUCAAGAGAAGACAGGGGGUUUGCUCACACGUGCCCCGGCGAUCUCUUUUGAGACAGACUCAACUGUGGAAUGCACCUCAAAGAGGAGUCCAGAGAACACAGAAAAGGUGAAGGUCAAGUUGGCCAACAUGGCCAGGUUGGGACGAACUAAGAAGUCUUGGCUGUGACAGCUUUGUGGUCCUGCUUUAAAAUAUGUAUUGUCUUGUCUUUCAUAUGUAGCCCAUUCAUUCAUCUACUCAACUCCAAGCAAAAAUAUUGUGAACAUACUGUAGUAGUAUGCAGGUUCAGCUUAAUACAACCAUUUGGAAUGGGUAUAAUCGGAGAUGAUUCGCUGAUUGUGAAUAAUGGUCUUGAUUAUGUUGAAGUGAGUGUUGAUUGAACAUGUCCGCUAUGGUAUUUUUAGAUUUAAGGUUUAUUGUUCAAACAAUUGCUGAAAUAAAUGCAUGUACAGUAGUGAUGAUAUGAUAAAAAAAUACUUUUGUAAGUAUUUUACCAAAUAAUAUUAAUCCAGAUAUCAUUAAAAACAGUCAAUUCAUGGGUUGCAACUUUUCUUCAUUGCGAUCAAUCAAUGUGGCCAAUCAAUGUGAUCAAUGAAGCCCAAACAAUGUGCUCUAUCUAUCUAUCUGUCCACGCAUCCAUCCACAUACACAAUAAUAUGAUGAUUAUAAUAUUGAUACAUUUUAUAUUGCUGCAUUAAACAACAAUAAAUGUAUUCUAGAUUGGUUGAUUGAGAAGUGUUUUUUAUGGCUAUAGAUGAGAAGAAAAAGCAUUUUCUGGAGAGCUCUUAAUUUUGCCUUGAAUAGUGUUUGAACAAAAUCCACCCUCCUGUUAAUAAGAACUAGGUUUUGAUUUUUACUUUUACACCCGUAGGUCCUGCCAAGAUUACAUCGUGUUUCAAGCCAGUGGCCUUCAUUAUGGCCAAGCAUGUAUUUAUCGAUGUUUAGUUCCUCAAUACGGGUAAAUACGCCAUUUGUUUCAAUAAAAUCACCUAUCCGGCGAACAACUGGCUUUCUGUCAUGGCUGAAAUGUGACCUUGUUCCUGCAGAUGGUGCUCUCAGCUCUUACUUCCAUCUGGCGAGUGUUUCAUUUGAAUCAGUCCACCAUUUAUUGAAAUAAAUGUCAACAGUUUAAAAACAUAAUGGGCCACCCUUAA